Molecule: messenger RNA, 1605 nt
Organism: Plasmodium inui San Antonio 1
Lineage: Eukaryota; Apicomplexa; Aconoidasida; Haemosporida; Plasmodiidae
Exons: 1
Coding region: 1-1605 (534 amino acids)
Source: RefSeq, a predicted model, not a curated record
AUGUCAGUCGCGGGGGCCCAAGUAGAAUGGAAAUUAGACUCUUGGAGCAAGGACAGCACCAGGAAAUGGGGGUAUCCAGCCCCCAAGGCUAGAGGAAACCAAUGUUCCAACAACACCAGAUAUUGUUAUCCAACGAAUACUGCUUCUGGGAGUACAAGGUGGGGACAAAUGGAUGACUGGGCAAGCAGGAAGUUAUUGAAUGGUUCCACUUAUAAAUGGGACCAACAAGGGUUCAACGACAACGCCACAACGGGUCUGCAAAGCCAUAAUGCCUCUGAGCACAUCAGUUGGGGGGAUUUUAUACACAAAGUUUUGGAAAAAUUAAGUGUCCUACUCGUCUCAAGCAACGCCACAACUGCGAAUACCCUCCUUUGGACAAGAGAGGAGUGGCAGAGCUUUGAAGGAAAGCGAGAGGGAAAAAUGGCUCCCCUGGAUGAGGUUGAGUCAGGUAGGAGAAUAUUAUUCGUGAUAAUGUGUAUAAUAACGGGAUUGAUUGAGGGAAGAAAGAGGAGGGACCAGAUUUUUAAAAGGAGGGGACGGAUGUGUAGUACAGUCGAUAUGGCUCUGGAAUUCCCACGCAGCAAAUGGCAGGUGUGGAUAGAAGACGAAGAUAGUAGGAAGGGGAAUAAGCAAAUAGCGUGUUCAAGGAACAAUGGAUAUGACGGUUGUCAGGAGGCGUCAAUAGCAUUAAUCUUGAGUAUUUACUUUUCAAUGAAGGGAGUCUGCAACGAGUGUGGGCCUUAUAGAUUGACUUACUGGAUAAAGUCCGAUUUAGAUAAUGAGAGAGAAGCAGGGGGGAAAUAUUGUUAUUUUAACGGGGGAAGAGAAAUUUGUAAUGAUGAUGUCUCUACCAACCAGGAAGGAGGAAUUUUAAUAACAAGGGAGGGAGAAUUAGACGUGCUAGAUAGACCCAAAGUUGUAGAAGCUGCAGAUGUGUUAAGGAGUAAAAAUGAGGCCGAGGAAAAGAACAAUCAGGCCGUAGUUAUCUUAGCCGAAGGAUCGACAAAAUGCGUUGAUCGACAGGAUAAGGAAACAGCCUGUGGCUCCUAUGACGGACAUAUCGGGGCCACUUUGUCAGGGGAUCUUGGGGAAAAUUGUGAUAAGAAAACAGAAGGUGAAGAUUUAACGUUAAAGGAACCCUCGAGGACCCCUAUUCUCGCCAGCAGCCCGGAAGGUAAUAACAGUGAGGAGAAGUUGAGGAGUUUAGUCUCAAAUGGGGGAAGUUUGGAAAAUUUCUUGGGGAAAGAUUCAGACCAGGAACCCGGGGAGCUUACGACUUCAGAAAGUGGAGGCUGGACAAAUUCACAGGGCCCAGGGCAGGAAUCGGAAGGGGAGGAAUCAACAGUCGGGAAAUCGGCAGUCGAGGAAUCAGCAAACGAAGAAUCAACGGACGAGGACGCAGCAAGCGGGGGAUCAGCAAGCAACGGGGAUUUCGUUUCCGGAUUAAUGAGAAAUUGGCCGUUAAUGGCAGGAGUAGUUGUUGUAAUAUGUCUGAUAGUAGGCAGUGGUUAUGGUUUAUGGAGAAUCUUUAGGGGUGGGCCAAGGCCGAAGAGGCAAGGCAAGGAUCGGCGCGCCAGGAAAAGGUAUGCGGUGGCUUAUAGCUGA